Molecule: messenger RNA, 939 nt
Organism: Pichia kudriavzevii
Lineage: Eukaryota; Fungi; Ascomycota; Pichiomycetes; Pichiales; Pichiaceae
Exons: 1
Coding region: 1-939 (312 amino acids)
Biological process (GO): very long-chain fatty acid biosynthetic process
Molecular function (GO): oxidoreductase activity, acting on the CH-CH group of donors
Source: RefSeq, a predicted model, not a curated record
AUGGUUAAUCUCAUUAUCAACCCAGCUUCUAAGAAGCUCAAGAAGAUUAAUUGUGAUACCACUCCAAACACAAGGCUCUCUGCCAUCAUUGACGCGUACGCUAAGAAGAACAACGUCUCCGACCCAAACAGAAUCAAAUUCUCCUUUGUUGAUGGGAAUUCAAAGAAACUGACGCUGAAAACAUAUCUGACUUUAGAAGAGAAUGGCUUGGACUUUAGCAAAAGCAAGACACUAGAAGUCACUGCCAAGGACGUUGGUCCUCAAAUUGGCUGGAGAACUGUUUAUUUUAUUGAAUAUUUAGGUCCAAUCAUUAUUCAUGCUUUGUUCUACUAUGGUUUCUACGAUGCAGGUGAAAUGACAACCACCCAAAUUGUGUCCUUCAACUUCACCUUGCUUCACUACUUAAAGAGAGAGUAUGAAACGUUGUUUGUUCACACAUUCUCUUCCGACACUAUGCCUUUGGCUUACCUUUUCAGAAACUCGGGACAUUAUUGGAUCAUCAACGGUGUCUUUAUUGCCUUCUCCAUUUAUGCACCUCAGUUGACUUUCCAUGAAAGCAAGUUCCAAGAAAUUCUACAUCAUGUUGAAGACCGUUCAUUGGAUGAUUUAAAGUGGUACAUUGGCUUGUUGAUUAUCUUUGAAUUGUCGAACUUUUAUUGUCAUGUUAUUUUGAGAAGAUUAAGGGCAGAUGGCUCAAGAGAGCAUAAGAUUCCCUUUGGAUUUGCCUUUAAGUUUGUUUCUUUCCCUAAUUACUUGUUUGAAUGUCUAGCUUGGUUGACUUUUGCUAUUAUGACAAAUAACUGGUCUUCUUACUUCUUCUUUGUUGUUGGAACCGCCACUAUGAUGUCUUGGGCUAAGCAAAAACAUGCUAAGUAUAAGAAGACGUUUGGCGAUAAGUAUCCAAGAAAUAGAAAAGCCAUGAUUCCUUUCAUCUUUUAG